This is a messenger RNA of Meloidogyne enterolobii, 713 nucleotides long. Lineage: Eukaryota; Metazoa; Nematoda; Chromadorea; Rhabditida; Meloidogynidae. The record is from the annotation of a GenBank genome assembly.
UACAAAAUGGAGCAUAAAGUUUUUGCGACAUACUAUAAAAACAGGCUUAAGUAGCUUAAAUCCCCACUCUAAUACUUCAAAACCCAAAAAAAUCAUCUAAUACGCACCUGCUUCAUAUUGUUUUCUUCAUCACGAUGUCUUCGUCGUUCAUUCCUUCGUCUUCUCCACUGGCCAACUCUAAACGUCAAUCAGUGCCUGCUUACGUUCCAUGCGUUCAAUCGGGCAAGCGACCGUUUCGUUCUCGCGGCGGAGGCGUUCAAGAGCUGGAAGAACAAUUCACCACUAUGAGAAUUACCGAGAAUGGCCUCACGCACAUGUAUGUCAAGGUACCGUUUCCGGAAUCUGCAAUCAACGAUGACGGAAAGUGCCAAAACUUGAUUGGUCGCAUACUUGGCCCGCGUGGCAUCUCUGUUCGACAGCUGGAAAUGCUCUACGGAUGCAAAAUAUUGAUAAGAGGCAAAGGUUCGGUCAAGGACGCAGCAAAGGAGAAACGCUUGCGCGGGAAGCCUGAAGGGCGCCAUCUUGAGGAGAAGCUGCAUGUGCUCGUUGAGGUUCAAGACCUGACUCAUGAGAUGUGUGCUCGAAAGUUGGCGAAUGCUAAGCAGUGUAUUGAGAAGUUGAUGGUUCCUGUUGUGUUUGACGAGUACAAGCGUCAACAGCUCAUCCAACUGGCAAUAAUCAAUGGUAGAAAACCCGAACCUUUUCAAAUAUAA